AUGGAUAUUCGAAGCUUGACUUUGUCAACGAACACUACUUUCUCUCCCUUUGAGCACUCUCGGUCUUUAUCUCCUCUCACUCGCUUACUCGUUUCGUCUCGGUCGGCUAAACUAGGUCCCAAGGUCUCAGCGUCCAUCUCCACACCGAACAGUGAAACUUCUUCCUCAGAAAAGGAUCCCAUCAUCUCUGUGAAACCUGUUUACGUCCCGACACCACCCAAUCGCGAGCUCCGGACUCCUCACAGUGGAUACCACUUUGAUGGAACAUCACGGAAGUUCUUUGAGGGAUGGUACUUUAGGGUUUCGAUCCCAGAGAAGAAGGAGAGUUUUUGCUUUAUGUAUACUGUGGAGAAUCCGUCAUUUAGGAAGCCAUUGUCACCGUUGGAUGUUGGUCUGUAUGGACCAAGGUUCACUGGUGUUGGAGCUCAGAUUCUCGGAGCUAAUGAUAAGUAUAUAUGCCAAUACUCACAAGAGUCUCACAACUUCUGGGGAGAUAGACAUGAGCUAGUUUUGGGAAAUACUUUCAGUGCUGUGGCAGGAGAAAGGUCUCCGAACAAGGAGGUUCCCCCAGAGGAAUUUAACAGAAGAGUAUCAGAAGGGUUCCAAGUUACCCCACUUUGGCAUCAAGGUCACAUUUGCGAUGAUGACAGUACUGAUUUCGCGGAAACUGUGAGAUAUGCUCGGUGGGAGUACAGUACACGCCCUGUUUAUGGUUGGGGUGAUGUUGGGGCCAAACAGAAGUCUACUGCAGGAUGGCCUGCAGCUUUUCCUGUAUUUGAGCCUCAUUGGCAGAUAUGCAUGGCAGGAGGUCUUUCAACAGGGUGGAUUGAAUGGGGUGGUGAAAGGCUUGAGUUUCAGGAUGCACCUUCUUAUUCAGAAAAGAAUUGGGGUGGAGGCUUCCCUAGAAAAUGGUUUUGGGUCCAGUGUAACGUCUUUGAAGGGGAAAAAGGAGACAUUACUUUGACUGCAGGUGGAGGGUUGAGGCAGUUGCCAGGAUUGACUGAGACCUUUGAAAAUGCUGCACUGGUUUGUGUACACUAUGAUGGUAAAUUCUACGAGUUUGUUCCCUGGAAUGGUAUUGUCAGAUGGGACAUGUCUCCAUGGGGUUAUUGGUAUAUGACUGCAGAGAAUGAAACUCAUAUGGUGGAACUAGAGGCAAGAACAAACGAGACAGGUACACCUCUGCGUGCACCAACCUCAGAAGCUGGGUUAACUACGGCUUGUAGAGAUAGUUGUUACGGUGAACUGAGGCUGCAGAUAUGGGAACGUCUAUAUGAUGGAAGUAAAGGCAAGGUGGUAAUGGAGGGAAAGAGCUCGAUGGCAGCAGUGGAGAUAGGAGGAGGACCGUGGUUUGGGACAUGGAAAGGAGAUACAAGCAACACACCCAAGCUACUCAAACGGUGUCUUCAGGUCCCAUUGGAUCUUGAAUCCGUCUUUGGUUUCGUCCCUUUCUUUAAGCCACCGGGUCUGUAA
This is a messenger RNA of Eruca vesicaria subsp. sativa (arugula), 1473 nucleotides long. Lineage: Eukaryota; Viridiplantae; Streptophyta; Magnoliopsida; Brassicales; Brassicaceae. The record is from the annotation of a GenBank genome assembly.